GCGCAUGUGCGUAACCAUUGCACUAUUUACAUUGUUGGAUGAUCAUACUUUCUUAAUUAUACGAUGGCUGACAAGAUAUGAAUUUGUCAUGGAUCAAUUGCUAAAUGAAAAUUAGUGUCUGAGACAAUGGAUAAUCAUACUGACAGUGAUGAUGCGUCCAGGUUUGUGUCAAUAGACCAGCUUAUACUAGUGUGGCCUCAGUAGGUCACCAUUGGCACUUAUUAAAGGCUCUUAAACUGUUAACAGCUUUAAUGCAACUCUAGUUGACCCAUUUACUGGACAAGGACUUGUGUAUUGCAAAUGAAAAAGAAUGUUAUGCUUGAAGAGAAAAGAGACUGUUUCUGAUGAAGACAAAUGUUUAGAGAACAAGAGAAAACUCCGUAGGGAUGGUGAAAAGUUAAGGCGAGAACGCCUGAACCGGACCCUGGGUUUACUAGCAGAGGAGGUACCCUGGCUGAAACACAGUGAGCGGAGACCAGACAAGAGCAGUAUACUAAAGCUAACAGUCAACUACCUCAAGCUCAAUAUUGGUAUCAAGAAAAGAAACCUGAAUGCUGUUUUACCUUCCUUCCUGAAAGACACAGUCUCUGAGGAAUUCUUAGAAUCAGUAGCUCAUGGAUCCCUGCUCAUUGUGUCGGAGUCCGGCACGAUUUUGUACAUGUCUGAAUCCUUAACACAACGACUGGGCUGGCUUCAGAUUGAUGUGUUGGGGAGCCCAAUCAACAAGAUAUUACACAAUGAGGAUAUUGACUUGUUUAAAUUACAGUUCAACAGGCACAACAACUUUUGUUACACAACAAAACAGUGCUCGGAGACCAAUAAAGCAUACAUAGCAGUGAAUUCUGCAAGGAAAGUUCAUCGUUCAUUUUUUGUGAGAAUGCAGAAUUUACAGCAUGUGUCAGAAAAUACACCAAGGUUUGAAGAGAUGCGGAUUGUUGGACAUCUGCAUUAUCAUGCUCAGGACAGAAAGAAAGUUAGGUCAGUUGUAAAUGAGAGCUGGUUAGUGGGUUCCUGCCAUCCUGUCAAACAGCAAUCCCUAAUCAGUAUGCAAGCUUAUGAGGACAACACCAAUCUGGAAUGGGUAUCCCAGCAUGCAAUGGAUGGGAAACUCUGGUAUCAGGACCACAGGAUAGCCUUGGUGGUUGGAGUGAUGCCAUGUGAACAUGUUGGAAUGUCAGUGUAUGACCUUGUCAACAAGGAUGAUCUCAAGGACAUUGCUUGCAGUCACAUGAAAAUAAUUACCGAUAAUGAGAUACCGUGCACUGUGUUCAGGCUGCAGUCAUUGAAUGGACUGGGUCCCGAUAAAUACAUCAAAGCAAGGUCUGUGAUAGUGAAGGACGCCUGGACCAGGAAAAAUCUCUUCAUCGUCAGCUUAAAUCAAAAUAUCAGUGAUGAAGAAGGGGAGGUGUUACUGAGGGAACAGAGGAAGAGGGUUCAGACACUUAUUGCAGCUACAAAAGGAUUAACACUCCAAGACACAAAUUUUGAUGAGGACAGCAACACAGAUGCAUCAUCUUCAGCAUCUGACAGUAGUCAGCCGGAAUCGCCUGCCUUCAGCGAAUUGACCUCUGAUGUACUCUCUGAACCACGAUACAGUAUAGACUGUCUGAGUGAGGGCGAGUCUCUCUCAGGAGUCAGUGGAAGUCCACCGAAAGGAAGUCCAUCCAACAUCAAAAGUCCACGGAAGAAAGAAUCGCUUCCAUUGUUGAAGAGCCUUCUUAUCCGACCUAACCAAGUGACAGAAUCACUGGAUAAAAUUCUUACAGUGGAGAGCAAGACACAAAAAGACAUCUCCAUGUCAAACACAGAAGUGGCUGGACAAGAAAAUGAGAAAGGCCAAUUAACAGUUUCUGAUGAGGUUGGUGGUGUGUUGACGGAUAUUAAUGACAGCAUACAUGUAGGUAAUGUGGAAAGGGACACAUUGUCAUUGAAUACCACUGAUGUUGUAUGUGAGUCUGUUCCUGGUGUGAAGUUUGCAGGAGUGACAUCAGGGGGAGAUAAGUCUGUUAUAAACAAGCAGUACUUCAUAUCUCAGAUUUCUCAGUUUUUUCCGAGUGUUUCCUCAGGAGGUGUGUUGAAUGCUGACCAGAAACAUUGUGAAAGUAGUGAAAAAAAUGCAAUGUACAGCAGUGCCCAGACAGGUAUCUGUUCACAAGUUACAAAUGUUGGACAGGGCAUGUUGAGCAUGCCAGAUUCUGAAGAUCAUUCAUCAAUGGAAUUCAAGCAUAAAAAUGUAGAAGACUCUUCAUUAAAAGACUACAACAAAAUCCAAUCUCCAACCAUAUCCUCACAAAUAUCACCGCCCAUGAAUACAAAUUGUGUUCAAGACCCAAACAAGAAAAGUAUGGAGUUACAAUUUUACAAGCAGCUUCAGCACAAACACGAGGCUUUGGAGAGGAGCCUGCAAUCCCAGAAUCAGGAGCUGACCACCCUGAAGAGAAACUUGGCUGACCAGCAGCCCAAGGUCAUCGAAAAACUACACCUUCUCCAAAGUGAAGUGGAAAAACAGUUCUCCAUUCUUCAUGGCUUACAGAAUGAAAUGGUUGAGAAAAUGUCCUCUGCAACCCCUUAUGCAGACAUGACAUGACAGAAAGAAAAGCCCGGGAUUCAUUACUCAAAAUGCCAGUAUUAAUUUCAACAGUGAAAUGUACAUUUGUAGUUGAUUUCACUCAGCAAGCCUGAGUUGUCUGUGAAGUGAUUAUUGUCUUUCACCAUACAUUCCUGCCUCACUGACGGUUCCUUAUCACUACAGUAAAACACACUUAUAGUGAAGUGUUGGGGACAAACAAUUACAGUAAAACACACUUAUAGUAAAGUUUAGGGACAAACAAUUACAGUAAAACACACUUAUAGUGAAGUGUUGGGGACAAACAAUUACAGUAAAACACACUUAUAGUAAAGUUUAGGGACAAACAAUUACAGUAAAACACACUUAUAGUAAAGUUUAGGGACAAACAAUUACAGUAAAACACAUUUAUAGUGAAGUGUUGGGGACAAACAAUUACAGUAAAACACACUUAUAGUGAAGUGCUGGGGACAAACAAUUACAGUAAAACACACUUAUAGUGAAGUGUUGGGGAUGAACAAUUACAGUAAAACACUAUUAUUGCGAAGUGCUGGGGACAAACAAUUACACUAAAACACACUUAUAGUGAAGUGUUGGGGACAAACAAUUACAGUAAAACACAUUUAUAGUGAAGUGUUGGGGACAAACAAUUACAGUAAAACACAUUUAUAGUGAAGUGUUGGGGACAAACAAUUACACUAAAACACACUUAUAGUGAAGUGUUGGGGACAAACAAUUACAGUAAAACACAUUUAUAGUGAAGUGUUGGGGACAAACAAUUACAGUAAAACACGAUUAUUGCGAAGUGUUGGGGACAAACAAUUACAGUAAAACACACUUAUAGUGAAGUGCUGGGGACAAACAAUUACAGUAAAACACACUUAUAGUGAAGUGUUGGGGACAAACAAUUACAGUAAAACACACUUAUAGUGAAGUGUUGGGGACAAACAAUUACACUAAAACACACUUAUAGUGAAGUGUUGGGGACAAACAAUUACAGUAAAACACAUUUAUAGUGAAGUGUUGGGGACAAACAAUUACAGUAAAACACAUUUAUAGUGAAGUGUUGGGGACAAACAAUUACAGUAAAACACACUUAUAGUGAAGUGUUGGGGAUGAACAAUUACAGUAAAACACUAUUAUUGCGAAGUGCUGGGGACGAACAAUUACAGUAAAACACACUUAUAGUGAAGUGCUGGGGACAAACAAUUACAGUAAAACACACUUAUAGUGAAGUGCUGGGAACAAUCAAUUUUGAUUCAUUAUUAAACAUAAUUCCUUAUUAUGAUAUUGAAUAAGUUCAUAAUAUGUUUUAAAACUGCAGGGAAUGACAAUCACUUUGCUGUAAGUGUGACUUCAAUAUAAGCAUGCUCACUAUAACCAUGUUAUACUGUAUAGAUGCGAUUCUAUACACCACAAAAUUAAUAUAUCAUUUGUUUUGUCAGCGUAGAGAGAGCACCUGUGUUAAAAUCGUUUUGUUUUUUCUCCAGUUAUUGUAAUGUCUGUAAUUAUUGUUCCUGUGGAUGAAUUUGUAAGUCACACAAUCAUGUAUAGAUCGAUGAUUACACCCUAAUGAGAUCAGAAAUCUGGAGAAUAGUUUUAUUUAACUGUUACUGCACUAAAAGACGUGCAUCUGUUAUGUUUAGAAAUAUUGUACUUCUACUACAGAAGUCUUAUAUAACCCGGUAUUUAUAUUCAUAGGAGAUUUAUUUUGAAGUUUAAAUAUGAACGAAUACUUAUUCUGCAUCAGACAACGAAAAUACUUAAGAUUGCACAGUGCAUUUUUAGGUAUUUAUAACGUAGGGCCAUAAGAUAUGUCUAGGAAUGACCUUGCAAUUAUCAAUCUUGUUUGUGCUAACAUUUGGAAAAUGCACUAAACAUUUUUAGCUCACCUGAACCGAAGGUUCAAGUGAGCUUUUCUGAUCACAUUUUGUCUGGCGUCCGUCUGUCUCUCCGUCUGUCUGUAAACUUUUCACAUUUUCAUCUUCUUCUCAUGAACCACUGGGCCAAUUUCAACCAAACAUGGCCAAAAGCAUCCUUUGGUGAAGGGCUUUCAAGUUUGUUCAAAUGAAGGGCCAUGUCCCUUUCAAAGGGGAGAUAAUCACAAAAAUGCAAAAAUAAGGUGGGGUCAUUUAAAAAUCUUCUUCUCAAGAACCACUGGGCCAGAAGAGCUGAAAUUUACCUGAAAGCUUCCUGACAUUUUACAGAUUUAAGUUUGUUCAAAUCAUGGCCUCCGGUGGUAGAAUGGGGCCACAAAGGGGGAUCAAAGUUUUACAUACAAAUAUAUAGGGAAAAACUUUAAAAAUCUUCUUCUCAAGAACCACUAAGCCAGAAAAGCUGAGAUUUACAUGAAAGCUUCCUGACAUAAUGCAGAUUCAAGUUUGUUCAAAUCAUGGGCCCCUGGGGUUGGAUGGGGCCUUAAUAGGGGAUCAAAGUUUUACUUACAAAUAUAUAGGAAAAAUCUUUAAUAAUCUUCUUCUCAAGAACCACUGAGCCAGAAAAGCUGAAUUUUACAUGAAAACUUUCUGACAUAGUGCAGAUUCAAGUUUGUUCAAAUCAUGGCCCCCGGGGAUAAGAUGGGGCCCCAAGGGGGGAUCAAAGUUUUACACACAAAUAUACAUGUAUAGGGAAAAACUUUAAAAAUCUUCUUUUCAAGAACCACUAAGCCAGAAAAGCUGAGAUUUACAUGAAAGCUUCCUGACAUAGUGCAGAUUCAAGUUUGUUCAAAUCAUGGGCUCCGGGGGUUAGAUGGGGCCACAAUAGGGGAUCAAAGUUUUACAUACAAAUAUAUAGGAAAAAUCUUCUUGUCAAGAACCACUGAGCCAGAAAAGCUGAUUUUUACAUGAAAACUUUCUGACAUAGUGCAGAUUCAAGUUUGUUCAAAUCAUGGCCCCCGGGGGUAGGAUGGGGCCACAAGGGGGAUCCAAGUUUUACAUACAAAUAUAUAGUUAAAAUCUUUUUCUCAAUAACCACUGAGUCAGAAAAGCUGAUAUUUACAAGAAAACUUUCUGACAUAGUGCAGAUUCAAGUUUGUUCAAAUCAUGGCCCCUGGGGGGUAGGAUGGGGCCACAAGUGGGGGGGGGGUCAAAGUUUUACAUACAAAUAUAGGAAAAAUCUUCUUCUCAAGAACCAUUGGGCCAAAGAAGUUGACAUUUACAUGAAAGCUUUCUGACAUAGUGUAGUUUAAAGUUUGCAAAGGGUACUUUGGACCAAAAUAGGGAUUAAGGUUUUACAUGCAAAUAUAUAUGGAAAGUCUUCAGAUAUGGGCCAAGGUGACUCAGGUGAGCGAUGUGACCCAUGGGCCUCUUGUUUAUACUGAAGACUCAUUAAAUAUCACACCUGAAGAAAUGUAGCACAUAUUUGUUGCUCGUUUUCAGUAAUGUAUUAGAAAUUCAUCUAUUUUUUUCAAUUAUUCAACUUAUUCAGAGUAUAGAAAAUCUAAUGAACAUUAGUUAAGGAAAAACAAGAGCUUUUCUUGAUGGGCAUUGCUAAGGCAAGCUUGACACCCAAUCCCAAGUAAUUUUCAAUCAUUGCAUUUUUAUCUAGUUAUUUCUUUGAUUUUAGUACAUAAUGGUAUCAAUAUUUUUCACAACUCUAUAUCCAUAAUAUUCCUGUCCGUUUUAUUAAGAACAGAUUUCUUUGGGUAAGGUGAGCCCUUUCCAUUGUUAGUCAUUUCUCGUACAUAUCAUAAAAUUGAAAGUCGUUCUGUGGGUAAUAUCACAUACACACCAUCAAUUAAGUGCUCAUUGUUAAAUCUUGUGUUAGUGCUAUAUUUGAAUUCUAUGAUUGUUAUCUAAUUUAUAUUGUUUAAACCAUUAAAUGGCAGCUGCUUUAAGUGAGGUACUCGGUAUGACGAGUUAUCAGGGAUGCUUAUAGUGUUGAAAUCGUUGCAAUCGUACAGGAAGUACUCUUUUGAUGUUAUCUAUGCUAGCAAGGUUAAGAGGGGAGAUGUUAGUUACUUGCGCAGCAGUUCCGUGAUUUAUCUAUGUGAAUAAGUACAUGCACUGUGUAUAUAUUGUACACUAAUUUUCAUUUUGUGCAAGGAAAUUGUGAUAAUUUAAUCAGCGACGCGGGUCUUAUGCAUCUGUAUUUUUUUGUAUCUGUAUUAAUUUUAAACUAGUGUGACUCACUAAGUACUCUAGGUAUGUUAUGUACUGUGAAGUGAAGUUUUUGAAUAGAGGACUUCAGGUCUUAUGCAUGACAGCUAGCCUUUGUUUUUCAACUUUUAAGUAACUAUUGUGAUAUUUUGUUUUGAAUGUGGCAGUUUAUUUUAACUCUGUCACAUAGCUAUUUCAAGAAACAAGAUUGCUUAUUUCAAAAUUAAGCAUAUUACUAUAUUUUAUCAUUUUCAUUGAUUAUUAUUAUCUUAAUAUCAUAUAUAUUUAUUAUAUUGUUCAUACAUUGUUUAAUUUGUGAAUGGAAGAAAUUUUUUUUUUUGUAAGCUGUUCUUUUUGACUUGAUGCCUACUAAUAGUGUUUGUGUAUGUUUAUUAUCAUGCUGUUGUAGACUUUCCAGAAAACGAACGUUUGAUAAAAACCUACCGAGUCAUUAAAUGCCAAAAUAUAAAAUAUCCACAUAAAUUUUCAAAUGUCUAUUUUUUGAAACAAAUAAGGAUGGAUUCUUGUCAUUAUUCACACUGAGACAAUUAUAAUAUUAAAAGAUUGCACAUCAUGUGUGCAAGUCUUCCUUCAGUUUUACUUCAACAAUGGGUCAAAGAGCCACAUUAUAACUUUUAACUCUACACCUCUAGUGCAUAAAAGAUAAAAAAAAAAAUAUGUUAAAUGUAUUAUGAAAGUGUUAUAAACUUCUUUUAGAUACAAUUAAUGUCAGUAGUUCUCAUGGAAUUUCAAGAUCCUCUGACAUGAAGUGUUUGUGACCUAGGCUUAAAUCAACACGGACACAGUGACAAUUGUGACUCUUUUUUUGAGGGGGGGGGGGGGGGGGGGGGGGGGGCUUCUUUUUACUUUUAUUUAAAAUGUUCUGAAGUUCUUGCUUGUAAAAUCAUAUUUCCAUGUGUUCAAUUCAUGUGAGAGGAAUGCAUCCUUAAUCAUGUACACGUAUAUGUUAGUGCCCUGACAUGCAGGAACUAUUUCAAAGGGAGUGCGAGGCAAUAUUUCUCAGAUGCUAUUUAAUUACUAAUUUAUGAAAAUUUUAAGUGUUUGCACAUUGGAGGAAAAUUGUUGUGCUGUUUUUCUGAGAUCUAUUUUUUAUGCCCCAAUAAUCAGAUUUGGGGGCAUGUAGUUUUUGGUUUGUGUGUCCUUAAAAACUUUAAUCUUAAUUGCCCAUAACUUUUGAAUGGCUGGUGAAAGGGCUUUCAUAUUUAACAUGUAUAUUCCUUGUGACAAUACCUUUCUUUUUGUACCAAAAUUCUUGACCUUAUGACCUUCAUUCUGGAGUUCAACCUUGAAAAACUUGAACCUUGACCAUAACUUUUGAAUGGUUGGUGAUAGGGCUUUCAUAUUUAAUAUGUGUAUUCCUUGUGACAAGACCUUUCUUUUCAUACCAAAAUUCGUAACCUUAUGAACUUCACUCUGGAGUUUGACCUAAUUUGAAAAACUUUAACCUUGGCCAUAACUUUUGAACAGGUAGUUAUAACUAAGGCUUUCACAUUUAACAUGCAUAUCCCUUUUGACAAUUAAUCAAGACCUUUUUUUUGUACCAAAAUAUUUAACUUCAUGAUCUUGAUUUUAGAGUUUGACCUACUUCUGAAUAACUUUAACCUAGGCCAUAGCUUUUGAAUGGUUAGUGAUAGGGCUUUCAUACUUCCUUGCGACAUGACCAGAAUUAUUUCGCUGCCAUACGGGGACAUCAGUGUUUCACAAACACAUCUUGUUUUUGAUAUUUCUAAAUACGGAAUAUCGGAACCAUUAUUUCAUCUCCGAUUCCGUCCUAGUUUUAAUAUUUAGGAUGUUUAACGAGAUCACGUUUUCUGCGUUAACUUGGGCAACUUUUCAGUAAACAAGCACAUGUUACUUAUUUACUAUCAGAUAUAUAGCGAGUUCAGCCACAUUUUAGAAAGUUGAGGGGUGGAAAACAAACGAAGAAAAAAAUGCCGUUAUAUUUAUAUGAAACAUCUUAGCAAGAAAAGCAGUUCUGCCUUAACCCCUAAAUCAUAAGGGAGGGGGGGGGGGGGGGGUAUUCUUCAGUUCAUGAGUUGAACUCGUCGAUCCAACCUUGCAUUUCCACUACCCUUCACCGCUACUGUAUCAAGUGACCAGUUAAUGAAUCGAUCUUUGCAUGUACUAAUAACAAAAUUCAAUGUUGUAUGUGAUAAUUAAACACAAUCUCAGGAAAGGGGGGGGGGGGGGGCUACAUGUUACUGCAUGUACGUUUUUGGAGAUCAAUUUAUAAAUAAUUUAUUGUGAUUAAUUAAUUAUAUCAUUUCAUAGCAGUCGGUUGUUUGAAUGACUCGAGAAAAUCUCAUAAAGUAAAUAUCCACAAAAGUGCAUACGGCGUAGGAAAUAGACUUUUUCUUUUGUUUUAUCUCUUCUACCAAACAUCAGAAAUUUAAUCCAAUAACUCAUGUUUUGGUACUAGGACAUUCACUUGCAACAUUCUGAAAAAUAACCUUCAAACCAGACAGAUAUUUUUGUAUCCGAAAUGAGUUGUCUUUAGCCAUAUCACUAAUUUGUAUACAAAAGUUAAAAUUGUCCAAUUUAAGUGACGCAUAAUUUUUCGUAACUUCUUUCUCUAAAGAGUUCCAAAAUUUUCUAGAUCCGAUAUCCCGUAUUCAUGUGCAUAAAUGGUUGAAAAUGAUUCAUUUGUCAAAUGGUUUGGAAAUAGCUUUAAAUUUGGAAUAUGGUAUCCAAACUGAUGCCGGCCAUUACUUUAAAUGUUUCUAUUCAUUAUAAGGUGUUUGUAAGAUAAAAAACAAUAAGAACAAAAUGAAAUUUUAAAGUGCAUCGUGUUAAACAUGUAAAGUGUGCAGCUACGUUAAAAUUUCUAGUUAUUUCAUUCUUAGACUCAGUUUAUAUAUAAAUCAUUUUUUCAUAGUCAAGCAAAUUUUGAUUUGGAAUUUGCAUAGACUCGCAUUGCAGCAUUAGUUGCCAAUGUCAUGUCAGUAAAUAAAUACUAGAGUAUCAUGUAAAAUGGUAUCAAUUUAGUUAUCUGGCAGUAAAUAACUUUCAUUCCUUAGCAGUUUGGAGUGGGACUGUUAAAUUGAUAUAGUACAACAUAUUUUUCAUAAAAUUAAAAAUACUAAUCGUGUCAUUUGGGGGAUGAGAUAAACUCAUACAAUUUUGAUAAUUUUACACAAAUUAAAAAAAAUAUAUCUAUUGCAAUUUGCGUUAAUUUCACAAUUUACCAGUAAAUACCGUGACAAUUUUAAAUAAGAUGUGUUAACCCCAUGUGUAUCCUAUAGAAUGUGUCGUGUCGAAUAUCAAAAUUUCUGAAUGUUGUGAAAUGUAUCAGUCUAAUUUAAUUUCAAGUUGAUGUUGAGAUCAAAUUCACCACCAGCUUUACAAUUGGUUAAAGUUUUCAUCACUGUCACGAGAAAUUAAUGGACAUUUCAUUGAUCAUUAAUUUUACUCACUAAUCACAAGUGAUUACACCCUUCUUUGACGUUAAUCUGUCCAGACACACCAGCUCAUUCCAAUGUUUUGUUGAAGUAUUGUUAUUGUAUGUUGAUACAAAAGGCAAUUAUACUAUUAUAUUUGAUGAAUUGUGAAAUAAAUGUGAUUGUUGAUCGUA
Molecule: messenger RNA, 10255 nt
Organism: Ostrea edulis (European flat oyster)
Lineage: Eukaryota; Metazoa; Mollusca; Bivalvia; Ostreida; Ostreidae
Product: neuronal PAS domain-containing protein 2-like
Exons: 14
Coding region: 311-2587 (758 amino acids)
Biological process (GO): regulation of transcription by RNA polymerase II
Cellular component (GO): aryl hydrocarbon receptor complex; transcription regulator complex; nucleus
Molecular function (GO): protein dimerization activity; DNA-binding transcription factor activity, RNA polymerase II-specific; RNA polymerase II cis-regulatory region sequence-specific DNA binding
Source: RefSeq, a predicted model, not a curated record